Nicotiana attenuata is the source of this 1433-nucleotide messenger RNA. RefSeq names its product putative serine/threonine-protein kinase. Gene Ontology annotation, molecular function: ATP binding; protein kinase activity. NCBI's taxonomy places the organism in Eukaryota, Viridiplantae, Streptophyta, Magnoliopsida, Solanales, Solanaceae. Gene Ontology annotation, biological process: protein phosphorylation. The record is from RefSeq and is a predicted model, not a curated record. The coding region runs from base 174 to 1298 and encodes 374 amino acids. The transcript is spliced from 7 exons.
GAACGGAGGGAGUAGUAUAAAGUUACAUAUCGCAUUCAGCUUGCCUUUUGUUUCAACUCUCUUCACACUAAUGGCUUGGGAUUUUCAAACACACCAAGAAAUCAGUUUGCAGAGAUAGGUGACAGAAGGAUUAAAGAGGGACUAGAAAGCUAAAAAUUGUGAAUAUUUCAGCAAUGGGUUGUAGUUGCUUUGGAUGUAAGGAUAAUAGAGAGAUUCAGGUCCAAGAGCUUAACACCAACAAUGUGAGGCUUUUUUCAUAUAACUCAUUGAGAUCAGCAACAAGACACUUCCAUCCAUCUAACAAGAUAGGAGGUGGCGGUUUUGGAGUUGUUUAUAAGGGAGUUUUGAGAGAUGGAACUCGUGUUGCCAUUAAAUGUCUCUCUGCUGAAUCAAAACAAGGGACCAAAGAAUUCUUGACAGAGAUUAAUAUGAUUUCAGAUACUCGACAUCCAAAUCUUGUUCAGUUGAUUGGUUGCUGUGUUGAGAGUGGCAAUAGAAUGUUGAUAUAUGAAUACUUGGAGAAUAACAGCCUUGCUUGUGCUUUACUUGGUUCUAAAGGUAAACGUGUUGCCCUGGAUUGGCCCAAGAGAGUUGCUAUAUGUUUAGGUACAUCAUCUGGUUUAGCAUUUCUUCAUGAGGAAGCAACACCACCAAUUGUUCAUCGAGAUAUUAAGGCCAGUAAUGUCCUUAUUGAUGAAAACCUUCAACCUAAAAUUGGCGAUUUUGGUCUGGCAAAGCUUUUCCCUGAAAAUGUGACUCAUCUUAGUACGCGAGUGGCUGGAACAGUAGGUUAUCUUGCUCCCGAGUACGCCUUGUUCGGACAACUCACAAAAAAGGCUGAUGUCUACAGUUUCGGAGUUCUUCUACUUGAGAUCAUAAGUGGAAGAAGCAGUAGUAAAGCAGCAUUUGGAGUGGAUCUCUUGAUUCUGGUGGAAUGGGUAUGGAAGCUUAGAGAAGAAGGGCGGCUUCUAGAUAUCGUUGAUCCAGAGCUAACAGAGUAUCCAGAAGCUGAAUUACUGCGCUUCAUCAAAGUUGCUCUUUUUUGCACACAAGCAGCACCUACGCAAAGACCUAACAUGAAACAAGUGAUUGAUAUGUUGUCUAAAGAAGUCAAUCUCAAUGAGAAGUUGUUAACUGCGCCAGGAGUCUACAGACCACAUAGCUCGAAACAAUCAAGUUAUGAUAGUUUGCAGAAAUCAUCCUCCAGGGACAAGAAAGGAGUGCAAUCUGUUAAUCCAUUUGCAACAUCAACAAAGUUUGAGAGUUUUCAGAGUGUCACACAAAUGCUUCCUAGAUAAUGUUAACUGAUGUAUUGGCUCUCAUUAAGCUACCCAUUUUAUAAACCUUUUCAUGAAUUAUAAAGUUAGCAGUGGCUGAUAAACAAGCAAGGAAGAAUCUUCAGUACAAAAAUGAACUACUUAUAUCUUCUUAUA